This is a messenger RNA of Dentiscutata erythropus, 702 nucleotides long. The record is from the annotation of a GenBank genome assembly. Lineage: Eukaryota; Fungi; Glomeromycota; Glomeromycetes; Diversisporales; Gigasporaceae.
AUGGUUAAUAAUGAAGAAUUAACCAAAGAACAACAAAUUAAAGCAAAAGAAUUUUUGUUUACAGAAGAAGACUUAUUUGCUUUAAGCAUUGAAAAUAUGAGGCGUAUGAAUGUUACAACCCAUAAUAUAAACACAGAAGACGCCGUUCUGAUUAAACAAACUUACUAUAGAGCCGUCUAUAAAGAAAAUGAGUUUAUUAGAAAAGAAAUUAAUAAACUAAAAGAACAAGGACUUAUUAUAGAAAUAAAUAGCCCUUGGGUAUCUCCGGUAGUUAUAGUACCAAAAAAAAACGGAAAACUACAUUUCUGCAUAGAUUAUUGGAAGUUAAAUAUAGUUAUGAAAAAAGAUACUUAUCCUUUACCACUUAUCAACGAUCUUCUUGAUACAUUUAGAUCGGCCAAGUGGUUUUCUACUUUAGAUUUAAUAAGUGGAUAUUGGCAAAUAGGAGUUAGCGAAGAAGAUAUAGAAAAAAUGACGUUUAUUACGAAAUAUGAUAAGGUAUUAGGAGAUUGCGUUGGAAAUUUUGCUGUAGUAUAUCUUGAUGAUAUCAAUAUAUAUUCAAAUUCUUUUGAAGAACACCUAAAACAUUUAAAAAUUGUAAUUAGUAAAUUAAAAAAUGCAAAAUUGAAAUUAAACCCAGAAAAAUAUAUUUUCUUUAAAUCCAAGAUUAAUUACCUGGGUCAUGUAAUUAAUAAAGAGGGG